UCUCUAAAACGUUUCUCUCUCUCUCUCUCUAAAUCUGAGCUCAACAUUGUUACCAGAGCCAAUCUCCGGCGAUUCCGAUCCAAUUUCAAUCCGAUCAUGGCGACAAAAACACGUAAUCAAGAGCUAGAAGAACUGGUUAAAGAACACGAAAAGAUGAUUCAACAAUUCACCUCCACAAUCGACGAUUUACGAGUAUCAAAUUCAUCGAUUCAGUCGACUUUAGCGACAUUAACAGAUCAAUUAACCAACAAAGGCUCGUUAGACGACGAAAUCAACAAUCAAAUUACAAAACCGGACCGUUCACAUACAAACACAAGGUUAUGCAAACUCGAAUUCCCAAAAUUCGACGGAUCGGAUGUAAACGGCUGGAUUUACCGAGCGGAGCACUUUUUCGCGGUUGAUGAGACUCCAGAACAAUCGAAGUUGGAAAUCGCGGUGAUCUAUUUGGAAGGUAAAGCAUUGCAAUGGCAUCAAGGUCAUUUGAAAGCUAGAAAUGUUACAGUUAAGGAUAUAGUUUGGGAAGAUUACAAACAGGAUGUUAUACACCGGUUUGCCGAUUCGUUUGUUGAGAACGCGUUUGAAGACUUGAUAUCACUGAAGCAAACAGGAGGACUUGAAGAUUAUUGUGAUGUGUUUGAUUCGCUUCUUAAUAAGGUGUCGGAUGUUAACGAAGCGCAGGCGGUGUGUAUGUUUGUUCAUGGUUUAGUUUCGGAAAUCGCGGGUCCUGUUAGAAUGUUUAAACCGAAGACGUUGAACGAGGCUUAUUCUUUAGCGAGAAUUCAAAAUGAUACUAUUAACAGACCGAAGAAUCGUUCGAAUUCUGUUGCUAGAUUUUUUUUCUCCUUUAAAUGGCCUUGUAAGUGCUUCUAAAAUACCCUUAAGUAAAUUAACACAACAUACACAAGAUUGGAAAAUUGUUCA
Helianthus annuus (common sunflower) is the source of this 921-nucleotide messenger RNA. RefSeq lists its product as uncharacterized. Lineage: Eukaryota; Viridiplantae; Streptophyta; Magnoliopsida; Asterales; Asteraceae. The transcript is spliced from 2 exons. Bases 97 to 870 code for a protein of 257 amino acids. The record is from RefSeq and is a predicted model, not a curated record.